Daphnia magna is the source of this 1347-nucleotide messenger RNA. RefSeq names its product transcription initiation factor IIE subunit beta. The transcript has 5 exons. Lineage: Eukaryota; Metazoa; Arthropoda; Branchiopoda; Diplostraca; Daphniidae. The record is from RefSeq and is a predicted model, not a curated record. Gene Ontology annotation, cellular component: transcription factor TFIIE complex. Gene Ontology annotation, biological process: transcription initiation at RNA polymerase II promoter. Bases 353 to 1195 code for a protein of 280 amino acids.
UUUCCGGUAGAAAAGUUCACGUUUGUUAAUAGUGGCUGCAUUAUGUCAGAAACGGAUUGUAGAAAGCAUGUCAACCUCCAAUUUCUGAAAUUGUUUAUCCUAGUUUUCACGAGAAAUACCCUAAAAAACCGAGAUAGCGAAACGGUCUUUAGAGAUUCGAUAGAAUUAGAUGCAAGACGCCAUCUUAGCUCUGCGGUCAAUCAGGUCAUCCCUUGAGAAACUUUAGGUCCUCAACUGCUUAUUCACGUCUCUUGAUCUGAGUAAAAGUCCUAGUUUGUCGUGUUAAUUUCGAUCUUUUUGUGAUCGGAAUCAUAUAAUAGUAUUUUACCAAAGGUAGUAAUAGAGUUUGAGAAUGGAUCCCGCACUGUUGCGUGAACGUGAGGCUUUUAAGAGGAGAGCUUUUGCCACGCCGGUAGUGGAGAAUAAAAGAAAGAAAGAAAAUGUUGUAGAUGAAUCUAAAAAGAAACCCAGGCCACCCCAGAGAUCCUCGGCUUCAGCUCCAAAAAUCGAUGUUACCAACUACAAGCUUAUGACAGGGAGUUCACAGUACAAAUUUGGGGUAUUGGCAAAAAUUGUUAAACAUCUGAAGACUUUGCAUCAGGAUGGAGCCGAUCAUGCUUUAACAUUGGAAGAAAUCCUCGAUGAAACCAACCAACUUGAUGUUGGUAUGAAGAUAUCUCAGUGGCUUCGAACUGAAGCUUUGAACAGCAAUCCUAAAAUUGAGGUUACUUCAGAUGGAAGGUAUGUGUUCAAACCACCAUACAAGGUCAGAGAUCGUAAAAGCCUACUGAAGUUACUGCGGCAAACUGAUUUGAAAGGUUACGGCGGUAUUCUGCUUGAAGAUAUCCAAGAAUCCUUACCUAAUCAUGAAAAAGUUUUGAAAAUGCUCGAAAAAGACAUAGUGUACAUUACCCGACCCGUAGAUAAGAAGAAGAUUUUGUUUUACAACGAUAAAACGGCGCACAUGCCGAUCGACGAAGAAUUUCAAAAGCUUUGGCGAUCAGUUGCCGUUGAUGGUAUUGACGAUAACAAAAUUGAAGAGUAUUUAGAAAACCAGGGAAUUCGCUCUAUGCAAGACACGAGCCAGAAAGUUCUCCCUGCCAAAUUGAAAAGAAAGGCUGCUCCAAAGAAACGUACUUACAAGAAACCUCGUGACAAUGAGCAUCUCAAAGAAAUUCUGGAAGAUUACGAAUGAAAUAGUAAACUGUUUUCUACCGACGCGCCCAAUUUCCUGUAUCACCUGUAUGGCAAACCAAACGUACCGGACGAGAACGGUGAUGAAUCAUGUUGUUGUCUCGGGAAUCCAGAAUCUAAUUUUUUUAGUUAAAUAUAAAAAUAGUUGAAUUA